Messenger RNA from Nematolebias whitei (Rio pearlfish), 865 nucleotides. RefSeq lists its product as uncharacterized. Bases 115 to 855 code for a protein of 246 amino acids. The transcript is spliced from 2 exons. Gene Ontology annotation, molecular function: protein dimerization activity. The record is from RefSeq and is a predicted model, not a curated record. Lineage: Eukaryota; Metazoa; Chordata; Actinopteri; Cyprinodontiformes; Rivulidae.
GAGUUGGUGUUUAGUGCCCGUGAGUGGAACCAGCUGAAGGAACUGAGUGCAGUUCUUGCUCCAUUUUCUGAGGUAACAGACCUGACAGAAGGGGAGAAAUCAGUUACCAUUAGUAUGGUGGUUCCAACUGUCCUGGACUUGAAUACACACCUCCUCAAGAUGGAGGACACUCGAAUGCAGUGCCAGUCAUUGGUCAGAGCCCUCCAGCAGUCUCUGGUGAAAAGAUUUUCUGGAAUCUUUUUAAAAACAAGCAUGGCCAAAGACAGUGGAAGAGAGGAACCUUUUAACCACAAUGUUUACUUCUUGGCCACCAUGCUGGAUCCUCAGUUUGGCUUAAGCUGGGUGGACUUAGAUGUUACCAAUGGGGGAAAUUCAACAUCAGUGAAAAAGUUCAGAGAUGAGCUUAAGAAGACACUGACAGAAACAUUGAUCUUAGAGGUGGAGAAGAUGAUGGACAUGAAAGAAGACACCUGCUCAGAAGUUGUGAAUGUGGAUCCAGCCGCAGCCAGUGAUUCGCCACCAAACAAAUACCCUCGCCUUCUGUCCCGCUACAAGGCAUACAAAAAGCACAGCUCAGACCAGGAUUCAAGCAUACACACACAGAUAAGGAAAUACUUUGAUGCCAUCCGUGACUUUGACACAGACAAUGCACUUGUCUUCUGGGCAAAAAACCACACUAGAUUUCCACAACUGCACAAUUUGGCAAUGAAGGUCCUAUCAGUCCCUGCCUCCUCUGCACCAGUGGAAAGGGUUUUCAGUCGAGGAGGCAUUUUAAUGAGACCCCAUCGUGCACGUUUAGGCCACAGAAUGUUGCAAUCACUCAUAUUUCUUAAAUGCAAUGAAACACUUCUUUAAACUCCAAUAA